Hemiscyllium ocellatum (epaulette shark) is the source of this 623-nucleotide messenger RNA. RefSeq lists its product as uncharacterized. Lineage: Eukaryota; Metazoa; Chordata; Chondrichthyes; Orectolobiformes; Hemiscylliidae. The transcript has 6 exons. The coding region runs from base 21 to 623 and encodes 200 amino acids. The record is from RefSeq and is a predicted model, not a curated record.
CAAAUGUGCAUCUCGAGGGAAUGAGUGAACAAAGAAAUGUAAGUUCAAAAAGUGAGGUACAGCCUGAUCGAGGGAUAGAAAUUGCCAUUUCGUACCUCCACGAUUUACAUCAGCUGAAAUCAGAAAUAAGUGAAGGAGAGCGUGAGCAAUUGGACAAGCAAGAUUCAGAAACGCUGUCCCACCUGACUUCAACUGUGCCUUCAGGAUCAUCACUUUCAAGCUUGGAGACUGACUUUGACUUUGAGCAAUAUAAAACAUCUCAUACAUCCCCAUCUUUGAAAUUCUAUGAGCUCGAUGCAGGUAUGAUGUCCAACCUGUCAUCUUUGCAAUCAUCGCGUUCAAGUCGGGAGACUGACGUGGAGAAAGGCAAAAUAGGUCACGCAUCCCCAUCAUUGACAUCCUACAAGAAAUACUCAAUAAAACGUCCUGAGAGGAAGGAAAAGCAAGAUGAAACAGCAGCGAGUUCCACAGAACCUUCACUUUCUCAGAAUGUGGACAUUCCGAGGCCCCGAGGAAAAGACAAGGGCAUCUCAGAGGAAGAUCAGCGUUUACCCACAAUAGACUUGGUAUCUGGUGAAGGGGUUGAUGAAAAGUGUCACAUGUUUGCACUGAAAGGUCCUUGA